Molecule: messenger RNA, 396 nt
Organism: Fulvia fulva
Lineage: Eukaryota; Fungi; Ascomycota; Dothideomycetes; Mycosphaerellales; Mycosphaerellaceae
Exons: 2
Coding region: 1-396 (131 amino acids)
Source: RefSeq, a predicted model, not a curated record
AUGGAAAGUUUCGUAGACACGACUGAUGAACUUGUUGGGCAGGCCCGCGUCGAUCAUAUGUUCGCAUCAAGUACAACUUGCAGAGAAGGAGAUCCCAUCGAAACCUCCGAGAAUUCGAUGUGUUUCAAGCUGCCCUGCGCGGGUCAUUCGGUCGAUCCACUACACCAUCACACCAUGAAGCCGCGAGGCCGCUGCAAGACCAACGCAACAUGGCAAUCACAUCUCACGCUUCGCACGCGAGAUCACUUCGCCUUGCGAGAUCCACUCAGAGCGGUGGUCACCGAAUCCCAAUCGCCCAACAUCCAAUUCACGACGCCUGCCGGGCUGCCUUCCGCCAACGCCACCAGCUUCUGCUUGGGAAAACUCGGCUUGAUGGAUAUUCCUCGUUUCCGAUAG